AAAGGUUCGAGCAGUUGCAGGAAAGUUCAACUAGAUUGUAUUUCCUUCCUCAACUCGGCAUUUACAAUUAAUGUAAUAAUUCAACUCAUGUCAAGUGUCGUUUACACUCCAUUUAUGACCGUCCUUUCAUCAUUUAUGAGCCGACAACAACACUGAUUUGACGGGUGCUUUCUCCGCACUGGCGGGGGAAAUUAGAGCGGAAAUAAACACAUUGGGGUUUGCACUCGCGAAGCUCUAUUACGUACUCCAUGUAUUUCUGACUUUCUUGGGGACUAUUUUGUACAUCCACUGUGAGCCUGAGAGUGCAUACUGAAACUUUUAUCUGGCGCAAUGCAUUACACCCAAAUGGAAACUCUUCCACAGAACAGCAAUGGCACGUUGUUUUUGUGUUGUGGAGUGGCUCUCUUGGCUGCACUGAGUAUGGGCUUUGCUCUGGGCUAUUCAUCUCCUGCUGAUGUGGAUUUAACAAAGAGUGGUAUACUGAAUGAAAGUGAAGCAUCUUGGUUCUCGUCUCUUUUGAACAUCGGGGCCGUCAUGGGUGGACCAAUUGCCGGGUACCUCCUUGGCAAGAUGGGACGCAAGAUCACUUUGAUGAUGGUGUCUUUGCCGUUUGUUGCUGGCUGGGUGUUGCUAGCGGCUUGCGAGACGGUUGCUCCGCUGUACAUUGGACGCAUUCUGACUGGUAUCGGAGCUGGUAUGGCAUCGUUGAUCACUCCGGUUUACAUUGCUGAGAUGUCAAGUCCUCAACUUCGUGGUUUACUUGGUGCCAGCUUUCAGCUCAUCAUCACUGCAGGGAUACUGAUUGUCUACGCUCUCGGGAUAGCAUUUAACCACGUGUGGCUUGCCAUCACUGGGGGCUGCCUUGCGGCUCUACUGGUGGUCCUGAUGUUGCCGAUGCCCGAAUCUCCUCGCUUCUAUCUCAUCAGGCAUCAGAGAGAGAAAGCAUUGGAGAUACUGCGAUGGCUGAGAGGACCUUCCGCUGACAUCGACGCGGAAUGCCGUGAAGUAGAAGAUGCCUUGGACAACUCAAAUGAGAAAUUUUCCAUGAAGGAGUUCACCAACCCGUCGCUCUUCAAGCCCCUACUCAUCUCAAUAGCGCUGAUGAUCUUCCAGCAGUGCAGCGGCAUCAAUGCCGUCAUGUUCAACGCCAAGGACAUCAUGGCCGCGGCAGUGACGGGGAUCUCGGCUGACGUGGCCACCGUCAUCUUGGCCGCGGUGCAGGUGGGAGCCACCUUCCUGAGCGUGGUGCUCAUGGACGUGGCUGGACGCAGAAUUCUGCUGACUGUUGCAGGAGUCAGCAUGGCGAUAAGUUCCGCAACAUUCGGACUCUACUUCCAACUCAAACAAGGAAACCAUAACAACGGGACGAACCUCACUGGUGACUUCAUCGACGGGAUGCUCGACGGCGGCAGCAACGAGCCCAACCUCAGCUGGCUCUCCCUGAUCAGCCUCGUCGUAUACAUCAUCGGGUUCUCCAUCGGCUGGGGCCCGAUCCCUUGGCUCCUAAUGUCGGAGAUAUUCCCGUCAAAGGCUAGAGGCGCGGCCAGCGCCAUCGCUACGGCAACCAACUGGAUGUUUGCUUUUAUCGUCACCGUGUCGUUUAAGUCGAUGGAGAAUGCACUCACAGAUCAGGGAGUCUUCUGGCUGUACUCUGGUGUCUGCGUCUUAAGCAUCAUCUUCGUGCUGCUCUUUGUCCCCGAGACCAAGGGGAAGACUCUGGAAGAGAUCGAAGCAGAGUUCCAGAGCGGCAGUCGGCACGUCCGUCUGGAAACUGACCCAAAUGAUUACAACCCAGACAGAGGCAGUUAAAUUGUGAAAUGGGCCGAGAUGACUGAAUUCCUCUGUGGCUUUUCAACUCGGUGCAGUGUUUAACAUUAAAGGUAUUACAAAUCUCCCAUAAUGAAAUUAUGAAGAAAUUAUAGAAAAUUUUAUGUUCAUCAAACCUUUUGAGUUUGAGAAAGUUUAAACUCCUUUCUGCCUAACUGAGGAUUUCAUUCGAGAAUACAUACAUGUACAUUGUAUAAGUCUUUUUUUAAAGAAAACAGUAUCGUAAAAAUGUGUUGCACCAAGAAAACUAUGAGCAUGGGAUAGUGUUUACUGUGAAAUGCUUUUACCAGUCAGGCAGAUAUGGAUGAAUACCUUUUUCUUACAACUUAAAGGAACACGUUGCCUUGGAUCGGUCGAGUUGGUCUUUGAAAAGCGUUUGUAACCGUUUGUUAUAAAA
Asterias rubens (European starfish) is the source of this 2224-nucleotide messenger RNA. RefSeq names its product solute carrier family 2, facilitated glucose transporter member 8-like. Gene Ontology annotation, biological process: carbohydrate transport; transmembrane transport. NCBI's taxonomy places the organism in Eukaryota, Metazoa, Echinodermata, Asteroidea, Forcipulatida, Asteriidae. Gene Ontology annotation, molecular function: sugar transmembrane transporter activity. Bases 331 to 1809 code for a protein of 492 amino acids. The transcript is spliced from 9 exons. The record is from RefSeq and is a predicted model, not a curated record. Gene Ontology annotation, cellular component: membrane.